AUGAGCGGCUCAUCGCCUUCUUCAGCUGAAGAAAGCAGUGCUUCUCCUGAUGAAAUCGACCCAACGAUCUGCGAGAAUGGAGACAUUAUCCUCGCUGUCGGCCCAGAGAAGACCGAGAUUCAAGUGACUUCAGACUUCCUAAAGAACAUCUCACCUGUCUUCAAGGCAAUGCUCGAGGCCCCGAUGCGUGAAGGUGAUGCUCUUCGAAAUCGGGCACCCGACUCUCCUGUCACGAUUGCACUUCCUGAAUAUUGUCCGUGGGCUAUGAACCACCUACUGCGAAUACCCUACGGUUCCAAAAUCCCACGCCUCGAGUUUAGAACAUUCUACAGUGUCGCGAUCUUGGCCGACAAAUAUGAUAUGGUUGAACGACUCCGGCCGUAUGGGGCGCUGUGGCUGCGAUUUUUACCUGGCCAUAUAGAAUACAUGGAGGAGGCCUGGCACAGAUUGAUCAUCUCAUACUUGCUAGACGAUGUCUAUGCAUUCUACUGGGCGAGCAAAGUCCUAUGCGGAUUCACUCAAGAACUGAUACCUUAUUGUUUCACUUGUCCUGAUCGGGAACUUGCAUUCAAGCUUUGUCUGGCUGUCAAUCAGCUGCGCCAAUGUGAUCCUGCAACUCGUCAAUUUGGAAAGGUGUUAUGUCUAUGCUGCUUCAAAAUCGCGCGCAACAGCUUCAUCGCCCCCCAAAGAGGAUGCAGGCUCGGCAAUCCUCUCAGCGACGAUAUAAUGGAACACGGAUGUUUUAAUCAAUUUAGUUGGAACAUCUAA
Molecule: messenger RNA, 768 nt
Organism: Fusarium coffeatum
Lineage: Eukaryota; Fungi; Ascomycota; Sordariomycetes; Hypocreales; Nectriaceae
Exons: 3
Coding region: 1-768 (255 amino acids)
Molecular function (GO): protein binding
Source: RefSeq, a predicted model, not a curated record